This is a messenger RNA of Guillardia theta CCMP2712, 465 nucleotides long. RefSeq lists its product as hypothetical. The annotation marks the transcript as partial. Lineage: Eukaryota; Cryptophyceae; Pyrenomonadales; Geminigeraceae. The transcript has 5 exons. The record is from RefSeq and is a predicted model, not a curated record. Gene Ontology annotation, molecular function: protein binding.
UUGCUGCGGAAGGCAGAGCUUCUUACGGAUCACAAUGAGCCGGUAUCAGCGGUCACGUACAACAACCUCGCGUGCUACUAUCGGAGGGUGAACAAGUUGAGAACAGCACUGAAUUACCUCAAGAAAGCUCAGCAGAUUGAAAUGAGAAAUGAGGGAUCAGCGGCAAAUCCUGCCGGCACUUCCCUGAAUUUGUGCGCGGUGCUGUCCCAGCUGGAGAGCAGGCACGAAGAAGCCCUGCUGCAUGCUCGCUCUGCGGUCUAUCUGAUCAAGGAGGAGUUACGAUCGGUACGCUCUUGGCUGACUUGGGAGGAGCCUGACGAGAAGGGGCAGAAGUCGGAGCAGUCGCCCGAGGUCAUGAACAAGAUGGCGGUGCUGGCGAUCUCCUACCACAACAUCGGGGUCGAGGAGGAGUUCCUGAAGCAGUUCGACGAGAGCAUUCAAGCUUACAAGAAGGGCCUGCAUGUG